CUAAAUGAGUUGCGAAGCUUUCCCCCGCGGCGGGGCUUCGGCGGCCGCCGGUUCCUGCAGCGACGGCGGAGCCAGCGAGCCCCCCGCCUUCUACUCGAAGCUGCGGACGAGGCUGCUGUCGGCCUGGGCCUGGCCCAGCUCGGUGCUGUUCCACCGGCCUCCGGACGUGCCCAGCCCGCUCGGGUCGCUUCUCCCGAAGAUGGGAGGAGGUGGCUUGGGAGCCCAGGAGACCAAGGGCACCGGCCCGGCCGGAAGCCUCCUGCCCGCCAUCGGGCAGUGGCUGGGCGUCUCCCAUUACUGGAUCCCCGAGGCGGAUGGCGGGGAGGAGGCGGCGCUCCCUCUGCGUGACUGCCAGCCCUCGGCUCCCUGGUCUCAGAGCCUGUUGGGGAAGGUGUGGGGCAAGGUUUGGCUCGGGGCACUGGAGCCACAUGGCUGGUAUGGCUUAGCCCGCAGGGCGGCCUGUUACCCCCAGGGCCUGAACAUGCAGACGUCGGACCAAUGGCCCUGUCACCAUCCAGCAUCUUCUCGAUAUCACGAAAAGCUUGGCUUCAGCAUUUGGGCGCAUUCUGAUCUGCCCUUUUCCGCCGUCCAGAGAAUGGAGAAGCCCGCAGAACUUUCCCAACCUGACACCAUAGACCAGGACCAUGGUUAUUUUAGUCUGGAAAUAGAUCACACUUUUCACAAAGAGCAGCAGCUCAAUGCGGGCAAUGUCGUCUCCCCUCCAUCCGAAUGUGCUAUGGAUCAUUGCUCUGAAGCCGAUGAUAUGAAGGAAAAGAAAGACAAUUCUGUAGAAAAUGAAGAAGCAGUUUUGUUGCACCUUGUUGAUGUGGACUUGACCACCCGCCAUCUUUUGGAAAUUGAGAAUAAGAUUAUUUCCUCGGGAGGUGAUGAGUGGGGUAGUAGUGAUGAUGAAAGUGAGGAUGAUUCCGAGGAAGAGGAAAUCAACCUUUCCAUAUCCAGACCACAGUGCUCCAAUAAAACAAUAGCCUAUAUUUUAGGAAGCCCAGGCAGCAAUGACGAUGACAGUGAGGAUCAGGAGAGUGACUGGGACAGUGAUGGAUUUGACAGUGAUGAAAGUUCUGAACUCUCAGACAGCAAUGUAGAUCUCUGGAAUCCUUUUGCAGAAUUCUCUGAUCCAUACAACCCUUUGAAUUUUCGAGCUUCCAUUAAUACUCGACACAAGUUAGAAACUAGAACCGUGUUUGAGCCCAGUAAUCCCCAGCAACCUGUGUCGUGCUUCCCUGUAAUAGAAGACCUUGAAGACAGACUAGACAGUGGGUUUUCUGAAGUAAUUCAGGACGAGCCACUGACACCACACGUGGAGCUGCCUUUGCGAAGAAAAUGUUCCAAAAGGGUUGCCUUUGAUGAACAUGUCACAGAAUAUUAUGUAAGCAGCGAGGAGAUCCGUAAAGGUCCUUGGGAAGAGUAUGCUCGGGAUCGCUGCAGAUUCCAGAAGCGAAUCAAAGAAACUGAAGAAUGUAUUGGCUACUGUUUUACCCUUAAACACCGAUGGACUGUGCUGCAAAGAAUGCAGCUGGGCAGCUAGUGAUUCCCGAGCACAGAUAGCAUUGAGAAAAAAGAAUUCACCUCUUUUGCUAAUUAAAGACUAAUGACAAAUUAAUCCUCAAGUUUGCCCAAACUGUGCAAUGUCAUUUGACGGGAUGGUUGGGUGUGGAAUAUUUUGCACAGCCGCUGUGUGACUAACUUGGAGUAAAAAGCAGCCUAUUAUGAAACAUGUCCCAUUUGAGGUUACAGAGAAACUUCAAAGAAGUCCAAUAUUAUUUAGGCACUAUUUUUAGAUUUAGUUCUAACUAUUAUCUGGUCUGAUGCUUCAAAUAGUUUUCACUUUUUGUGACCCAUCUAGAGAGAUUUAUUUUAUUACUCGUGGUGAUUAAGCAAGUUUGUUCAAUAAGUUACCCAAUACUGGUGUGAUAUAGUAAUUAAUUCACUCCCCUUUUAUCCCUGGAAUUUGGAUUAAAACCCAAUCUGGAUUGAUGUAAGAACCAUAGAUCUGUUGACUAAAUCCUGUCUGAUAUUCACUUUAGACAAAAAAGUAAAUGUAAAGUUUAUGGCAUUUGGAAGAUGUAUUUCUGAUUCAAUAUGGUGCUCAACUGCAAUGGGACUGAGGCACUUUAUCAAAGCAAAGAAGUUGAGGGGAAAAUAAUUUAUUAAAGCAUUUGAAGCUCAGAUUGCAUCAACCAUCUGAGUUUCAUUCUGAAAGUCACAAGUGUUUUAGGAAUAAUGUGGGGCAAAACCAUAAAGGAUCCUACCCAAUUUUUAAAAAAAAAAUUUUCUCAUGACACUGAAGGAAGCCAUUUGGCCUAUCAUGUCCAUUCUGGCAAACUUUAAAUUUCAGAGCUGCUAUCGCAGAUUUGAUUUGGGCCUCAGGUUAUUGGUACAGUAACUACACCAGACCGCGUUACUUAAGCUUAUUUUUGUGAUUGUUGGGGGGGCUCUAAAGUUUGAAUCUUUGAAGGCUGGUCUUCACAACUGCAGUCUGAACAGUGGGGUGCUAGAAGCUAAGCUAAAGACCAGCGCUCAUUUUAACAAUUCAUUCUUCAAAGCACAGAGAUGGCUACUUUUAUUUUAGAGGUCAACUAAAAGAUUAAGUUUUAAAUUGCUUUGGCCUUCAUUAUUCCUUUAAGCCUUCUUGUUAAUUUUUAAAUUUCUACCGCAUUGAAUUUCCUGCUGGUUCUGUGCUUAUACAUUUUUCCCCUUGUUGAAAUAUUUUACAAUGCAUUCCACAUAAUAACCAGAUUACAGUGUAACAACACCAGGAUCAUUUCAUUUUUCAAUUUUAUUUGGUGACUGUUUAAUUUCAGUUCACAGCUAUUGAUUUGAACAAAAUUAGUUGCACUAAUGGGUCUUCCCCUUUCUCCUGUCCCCCAAAUAUCUUUAAGGAUUUGGGUAUUGUUCACCUCUUCAUUUGAUCAUUUUGUAAGCUCUUUCAAAUAUGUCAGGCGAAAGGGAAAUCUCAAUUUGAAUGAGUUGCUGAAACAAAUAUUUUGUGAAUUAUCAGGACCAAUUCUUUUUCAUUUGUCAUUGCCUGGAAUUGUUGCUUCAAAGCUGUCUGGUUCGAUUCCUUUUUGGAGCUGAUGUGUACCUUGUUUAAAAACUUUUUCAGUGCAUUACAGUUGGAUCAUUUACCUAUUUGGUUCAACUAGAAUGUCCAGGAGGAAUUUCUCACUGUUUCCUAUCAGCAGAAUUAUAUACAACAGAAGGAGACUAUUUGGUCCGUCUCCCUUAAACCAAAUGUUUGUAAGGACUAUCGAGCAUGUCCCACUCCCCUACUCUUUCAUUGUAGUCCUGUAAUUUUUUUUUCCUGUUUUGAAAGAUAACACUGUAUUUGCUUUCAGGCAAUUCAUUCCAUGUCGUCAUAACUCAUUGGAUAAAGGAUAGCCUCUUCUUAUUCUCUUGGGUGCAAAAAAAUUGUAUGAUAUUUUGAUGCUGCCUGAUUAGAAACAUAAGAUAUAAAGGGAAUUGUGGUGUAAGGUUGGUUAUGUGGUCUGUGAGAUACAGUUUUAGGUAUUUCUCAGCUACCUAUUCAACAGCUAAUUUGAUUAAAAAGACACCAAAUAUUGCAAAUACUCCUGUAAGGAAGCAUUUGAGGGAAAGAAAACUUUAACGUUUCAGGUCAAUGGCCUGAUAAAAGGAAAUUGACCUGAAACCUUCAUUCUCUCCACUGAUUUUGCCUGAUUUCAAGUAUGUUGAGCAUUUUCUGAGUUUAUUUCAGAUUUCCAAACUACCUACCCAGCUGUAAUGCACUGUUGGUAACUAUAAAAUAUUGUUACAUGUCAUCUUACAGCUUUUGUAAAAAUUAAGCACUAUUUUGUUCUAAUAAGCACUAAUUGGUUAUACACAUGCAACAAGUGCCAUAUUUUUAAAUGUGGUACAAGUCGCAUUCAGAAUCCAGGUCUGUUUCAAUCCCUUUCAAAUCUUUAUGAACUGAAAAAUAUUGGGUCACUUUUCAUUAUUUCAUUUUUAAAUGCUUGCUAUGGGCAGAUUAUUGCUAAAUCUGAGCUACGUGUAAUUGAUUUACUCUUGUGUUUUUAAUGAAACUCUGCAUAGCUACUUCCUCACUCAUUUAGAAAUUAGGGAUUCCUUUUUCAAUUUGUUGGAGAUUGGGAGGGCAUCAAAUAAUUCUGGAUUAAAAUCCGGAGGCUGCCAAGUAUUUGAACUUUUGACCUAAUUGAAGUCAAACUGAGAUCAAACUUAUUAGAAUUCUUGUUUUGAAAAUAAAAUUCACAAGUGAUACUGGUUUCAAAAGCAAGGUACAAAAUCCAAAUCUGUAAAUUUUGUCUUUAUGGAUUGUGGCAUAAUGCCUUAGGAAUUUGUCAUUUCAUUACUCAGAGCGUAUAACAACCACUUUUAAGCUAUCUUACUCACAUGCUAAUGGUGAAUGGUGCUUUAAGUACCACUUGGGUUUCAUUUCCAGUAACUAAUGUGCAGACUUGGAGUCUAAAAAUCCAUCUACCUUUUUGGCUUACUGAAGUGCUACAUUUCUCACAAACUUAGUGGCACUUGGACAAUGGACUUUGAUACUUAAGGUGCUCCUUUUUAAAAAAAAAGGGAUUGGUGAUGGAGUGUUGUCUCAUUGAUGGAGAAACAUUUGUAAGCAGUCCUCUACCCUGCAUCGGGGCACCUCUUGCCAGUUGAUGAGUAUCUAUUGGUGAGUCUGCUCACCUGAAAUAAGAGUCGUGACACUCAGACUAAAGGAGAUGUAGGGAAAUGCUAGCUGAGCAUGCAUUAUUUGCAGCCAUUCACAUUGUUCACUUGACAAAUGUGCAACCUUACUCUCUGAUUUUUUUUUUGGAGAGAAUUGGGUAAGCACUUGUAGCAGACCUCAGCAGUCAAAAUGAUCAGAAUUGCCAUGACACAAAUCCACUAUCGGUAUCUGUUUUUCUUGCAUUCUGUAAUCUCCGUCUUUUAUUGUGUGAAAGUAUCAGGUAUGGGAGUUCUUGAAGACUCUUGCAAGAGAUGCAGUUUUGCACCAUUUACCCUCAGUUUGUGGAUUUUAAUUUACCAAGCAACUAAUUAUUUUUAUAAUUUUUUUCCCAAUUUGUAAAAUGUGUAAAGAAAAUUAUAGUCAAUUCUAUUUUGUGUUAGAUUUGUUAAUUAUUGGUAAAUGGCUAUAAAAUUAAUUUAUAAUUCCCCAUCAAAUUGUGUUUAAAAUGGGAAUCGCAAAUGGUGCAUUAAGCACUUAAAACAAAACCCUGAAUUUACAAAUAAAAGGAAUCUGAAGCA
This is a messenger RNA of Pristis pectinata (smalltooth sawfish), 5244 nucleotides long. RefSeq names its product protein phosphatase 1 regulatory subunit 15B (gene ppp1r15b). Gene Ontology annotation, molecular function: protein phosphatase regulator activity. Gene Ontology annotation, biological process: response to endoplasmic reticulum stress. Bases 5 to 1546 code for a protein of 513 amino acids. The record is from RefSeq and is a predicted model, not a curated record. Gene Ontology annotation, cellular component: protein phosphatase type 1 complex; endoplasmic reticulum. The transcript is spliced from 2 exons. NCBI's taxonomy places the organism in Eukaryota, Metazoa, Chordata, Chondrichthyes, Rhinopristiformes, Pristidae.